This is a messenger RNA of Aureobasidium namibiae CBS 147.97, 870 nucleotides long. RefSeq lists its product as uncharacterized. Bases 1 to 870 code for a protein of 289 amino acids. Lineage: Eukaryota; Fungi; Ascomycota; Dothideomycetes; Dothideales; Saccotheciaceae. The record is from RefSeq and is a predicted model, not a curated record. The transcript has a single exon.
AUGCCACCGCAACAAGCGUGGGCAUCCCGCCAAUUCCAAGACUGCGAUUCGGAUGGAAAAUCACGCGCCGUCCAAUGCAAAUGGUGCAUAGAGAAAAAAGUCGCCUACAACAGCACUUCGCGCAAGACUUCGCACCUUAAGCAAUGCGUCGCCUUCAACGAACACGUCGUACAGCUUGUCGAGGCUGAGAAUGCAGGUGGAUACCUCUGCAGGGAACUCGAACAGAUGCCUGCUGUUGUCUUGGAAGCCGUACUCGACCAGACUGGCAGCAGGAGACUGCAACAAGGCCAUGCUGGACAAGGCGCUGUGGGCAUGGGUCCUGUGAAUGGCAAUCUCGGUGUCCAAGCUGCUGUGCUGUUUGGUAAUGCCAACCUCGGUGCCCCUAGGUUGAAUCAAGUCAAUGACACACCUCGCUCCGAGCGACCUACGCCUUCGUCUGCCCUUCGCGCCGGCGCAAACUCCAUCUCUCACGCUUCGACUCCGUCUACUGUGCCACAACGCGGUGCAACAGCGAACAACUUCAACCGCGCUCAGAUUGACAGAGCUUUUGCUUCUGCUCUGAAUCAUCCUUCGACUACAUCCCCUGCGCUGCAAACCCACCAGACUCCCAAUCAAUCUGCCAUGCAACCACCCAAUGGUCCAGAUGUGUUGACCCUACUCGGCUCUUUCAACUCCAACACAGACCCACGCAUCUCGGAUGCAUUGCGUCUGCUGGACAAAGACACGCGAGUGAGGAUUGCAAAAGAGUUGUUGGAUGAGGCAUACGAUGGUGUUAAAAGAGCUGUGGACAAUUAUAUUGAGAAGCAGCAGUACCUCAAUGCUAUCCUUGAGGAUGGUGCUGAGUUGGGUGCUGAUGAGCAGGGGCGUUAG